This is a messenger RNA of Orycteropus afer afer, 1083 nucleotides long. RefSeq names its product spermatogenesis associated 2 like (gene SPATA2L). The coding region runs from base 1 to 1083 and encodes 360 amino acids. The transcript is spliced from 2 exons. The record is from RefSeq and is a predicted model, not a curated record. Gene Ontology annotation, cellular component: cytoplasm. Lineage: Eukaryota; Metazoa; Chordata; Mammalia; Tubulidentata; Orycteropodidae.
AUGGGCAGCACUUCGCUGUCGGAGGACUAUCGCCUGUGCCUGGAGCGCGAGCUGCGGCGCGGGCGCGCGGGCGUAUGCGGAGAUCCCUCGCUGCGUGCCGUGCUCUGGCAGAUCCUGGUGGAGGACUUCGACCUGCACGGGGCGCUGCAGGACGACGCGCUGGCGCUGCUCACCGACGGCCUGUGGGGCCGCGCCGACCUGGCGCCCGCGCUGCGCGGACUGGCGCGCGCCUUCGAGCUGCUGGAGCUCGCUGCCGUGCACCUGUACCUGCUGCCCUGGAGGAAGGAGUUCACCACCAUCAAGACCUUCUCUGGGGGCUACGUGCACGUGCUGAAGGGUGCACUCUCUGAGGACCUCCUCACCAGAAGCUUCCAGAAGAUGGGCUACGCACGCAGGGACAACCACCGGCUCACAGUGACAGCGCCGCCUCCUGCGUGCCAGCUGGUGCAGGUGGCCUUGGGCUGCUUUGCGCUGCGCCUGGAGUGUGAGAUCAUGGACGAAGUGCUGACCCAGCUGGGCACCAGCCUGCUACCAGCCGAGGCAUUGCUGGCGGCAAGGCGGGCCAGUGGGGACGUGGCCUCCUGUGUGGCCUGGCUGCAGCAGCGACUGGCCCAAGCCGAGGACCCUCCACCACCUCUGCCCCCCCGCAGCUCACCGGCAGCACUCAGGUGUGCGUUGGACUUGUACCGGGACCUGGGGGAGGAGGAGGGUUCGGAAGAGGAAGCCAGCCUAUAUGGGGGCUCCUUGCCAGGCACUGUCUCACCACCUCCAGAGCCUGCCUUUGAGGAGCCACUCUGGGAGCAGAGUGCACAGGUGUGGGGUGUGGGGGGCCCAGCCUGGGAAGCCCCUGCAGACAGCCCACCCUACAGCACCUUCGAGGAGGAGCCAGAGCCAGCUCCCUUCUCCUUCCUCUCGCUGCGCCAAGAGCUGGGCCAACCUUCAGAUUUGGCCGGCCCAGAGGGCUUCCCAGAGCACAGCUGCCUGCAGCCUGGUGCUCCAGCAUUUGGUGAGCCCCUGAGGCACACAUGGCUGGCUCGCUCUCGAGUGGAUGCCCUGGCUGGUGCCCCAAGGGCCGGGUCAUAG